This is a messenger RNA of Suillus subalutaceus, 1566 nucleotides long. RefSeq lists its product as uncharacterized. The coding region runs from base 1 to 1566 and encodes 521 amino acids. The transcript has 7 exons. The record is from RefSeq and is a predicted model, not a curated record. Lineage: Eukaryota; Fungi; Basidiomycota; Agaricomycetes; Boletales; Suillaceae.
AUGAGUCAUCCUUCGUCUAGCACCAACCCCGUGGCAGAGUCAAACGGUUUGCUGGAGAAGGUCAAGGGUGGUGUUAAGUACGGUGUGGACAAGUUAAGGAUCCCACGCUUGGAGGAUUCCCGCAGCCGCAGCCCUGUUCCCCAAAAUGAUGAAGGUGCUUCAUCGACUUCGGUUCAGGCUGCUCCGUCUGGUAUGGAAGUGGAGGCUGAUACCCAAUCGGCACUUCAGGAUAUUCAAGAGGCUGACCUGCGACAACCGUGGCUUCUCAUCUUUCAAGACGCACAAGAGGAUCUCGAUGCUGUUGACAAAUUUCAGGAUACAUAUCUCAAACCCCUCAAGAUAUUCGACACUGUUAUCGACAGGUCGCAGAUUCCACAGGUUCAUCCAUAUGCAAAGAUGGCACUGGGCGUGUUAUCUUGUGCAGCCAAAAUUAUUCUAGUGCAAGUGGAUCGCGACAAAGCAGUACUCAAACUUCUCGAAAAGUUAGAUGAAGUUUACAGCUUCAUAACACAAGACGAGAUGCUUGGCAAAAUCUCGUCGAUGCGCGCUAUCCUUGGAAAGAUCUCUCAGCAGACCCGUGAAUGCGCCCAUUUUAUCAAAAACUAUUCAGAGACCAAGAACUUUUGGAACAGACUCGGAAAGAACAUCAUCUCGGAAAUGACAGAUACGAUCCAAAAGUGUAGCGACGUGUUCGAUAAGCUCAUGCAAAACUUCCGGGACCAGCUUACUCUCGAUGUAGCCAUACAUGUCCACGACAUAGCCAUACACGUCCACCAUACAGGUAAGAGUUCGGACGUCCUUCGCACGGAAAUCCUUUCCCAGAUCACAGAAUGGGUCAACAGCACUGGGGACAACGUCCCACGCAUGCUGUGGCUAUCUGGCCCUGCAGGCAAGGGCAAAUCGGCCAUCGCCCACACGAUUGCGAAUUGGUUCAACGAAACAGGAGGCCUCGGUUCAUGUUUUUGUUUCGAUCGGCACAGAGAAGCAGACCGUCGCCAUGAAAAGAUUUUCUCCACCAUCGCUCGCGAUCUUGCUGAUUGUGAUCCGGGGAUGAAACGAGCAUUAGCGGAUGCAGUCAAGGAUGCAAACUCGCUCAAGAAUACAACAGAUAUUAUCCAGCAGUGGCGCAAGCUUCUCAUGCAACCACUCAAGAAGUUCUCCCCGUCGAGUGUAGAGCCUGUCUUGAUCAUGAUCAGAGCACUAGAUGAGAGUGGUGGAGUGGAGACACGGCGUAACAUUCUCCACAUACUUGCCAGUAGACUUCAGGACGAAGGACUUCCCCAAAUCACCGAACUCCCUUCCAACUUUCGGAUUCUCGUCACCUCUCGCCCACUUCCCGAUAUCGAAAGGGGUUUUGAAGGCUCUGAUCAUAUUCUACGGUUGUCCAUGGACAGUAUUCCACCAAAUGUCGCAGAGCGCGACAUUCACACCUUCAUAUCUGAGGAGUUGAAAGAGCUAUCAGAAUUUCAGGACAACCAUCUUGUGACACUCACUGCAAAAGCCGAUGGACUCUUUGAGUGGGCGCGUCUUGUGUGCGGUGAGGCGAUCUCAACCUGGCUGGGCUGA